AUGCAGCACUCAGCCUCUUCAAUAUUCUUCCAGACCCCUGAGCUCCGCGUUCGUCUAUCAACCUUUCUUACGAAAAAGUCCAUCGCCCGCCUCGCAAAAACAUGUCAUCGUCUCCGCAACUCAUUCGUCCCCCUCCUCUGGCGGGAUCUCGAACUCACAGUCGACAAAAAAGUCGAGACAUCUCUUCAGGAGCUCGUGAACCUAGGUCGGCGGGCCAAGUUUGUUUCCAGUCUUGUUAUUUCAAGGGGAUAUUUGAUCAUGUAUAUCAACGGACUGAGGGAUGACGCGGAUCCGACGGCUUUCUUGAUCGGGCGCCCGCCUUGGCUUCCCGUGCCGGACUCGGAGUAUUGCCUGCCUGCCAAGUUUUAUCCGAUGAACCGACUAACACGUCUCGAAUGUUCGCUCAAUGGAGAGCCUCUGGACCUUUAUGUUGCCCGCGUCGCAGGGGUUGAGAUCCAGUACCCGCCCCAAGGACUUGCCCAGCUGUGCUGGUUGAUUCAGCUGAAUCCUGGCCUGACCCACGUCUCGCUCCGGUCGGUCUAUUUCCGCUCAUCCCUUGAAGUCAGGAGUCUCGCUCGUGCGAUCAACAGCCUCGACCAUCUCUCUCGCCUACGCAUCGACAGUAUCCCUUCUCGUGACAAUUGGCGCCACGUCUACUGGACCAUGUUUCUCUGCUGCAGUCCGUCGCUCGAGUCGCUUGUCAUUGAAGUUGGAGGGGUGCCGAAGGGGUUUGUGCCCCAGUUGACGCCAGGACCGGAAGACUUGGAUGUGAUGCUGGGGCCACUACGGUUAUAUUCGGACACAGAGCCACGGCCGAAUCUACGACACCUCGUUCUGCCCAUGUCUACAAAGGCCGACAUGUCGCUUUACUUUCAUAUCCUCCGACUGUGCCCACGACUGCAGCGACUUGACCUGGAGCUGCUCGGGUGUCGGGAGGAGGACAUCAGAGCGAUCGGUCCAUGGAUCCAGCAGCAUUGUCCUGAGAUCUCGACUGUCAGGAUCCGACAGGGACAACGGCUCCAUAUCGAGGAUGUCGUGUUGGAGUUGCUGGCGGGGCUGAACACUUCCUGGAGCACACUGCAGACGAUACACUAUGAAAAGUUUGUCGAGGGUGUGCCAAGGAGUAUGGUCAAUAUGGUCUACCAACACCAUCGCACAUUACGGGAUGUCCGGUUGACCGACGCUCGAACUGUCUACAGUUCAGGGAUCCGGGCGCUGCUGACGAUUUGCGCAGGUUUGGAGAGGUUGGAGAUUGUGAACGACGAGGGGCCGACAGGACGUGCAGACAUUGAGGACUUGGUUGCCCAACCCUGGGUGUGCCAUGGAUUGCGGGUCCUCCAGAUGAGGGUUAUCUGGGGUGACUUUGAGGACCGAUGCCCUUACUACCUUCAGGACCCUAACACGGGUCUGUCGCCGAAGGAUUACGCACGAUGGGUUUUGCUGGAAAAGUUUUACUUCCAGGUCGGGAGCAUGACCAAGCUGGAGGUACUGGGUCUGAAGGCGUAUCUGGAAGUUAAUAUUGAGGACAUCCCGGACUACGAGCUGUACAACGGGAUCGAAGACGACAUGCGCGAUAAGGCCUCGUUCCCCCAGCUCUUGACUCUAGGAAAUGAGGCGGCCGAUCGGGUCGGGUACCUGAAUUACCUAUGCCGACUCAAGAACCUGCGCGAACUCCGAGGGUCGGUUCAUUUGGUUUCUGAAGAAAUCGAGGAGACGUUCCGGCAGCGGGAGGUCGAAUGGGUGGCGCGUCAUUGGCCGCGGUUGAAGGUGAUUGAGUUGAUCCAGUACCAGGCCGCGAAGCCUAAACGGAUCAAAGGGAACAUACAUCUGAACUGGUUGAUGAAGCAUUUGCCUGGGAUUGAUAUCCGCAGACCACCGACUGGAUACGCGAUGACGGGGUGCAAGGACUCUUUCCAGGACCAUUAUGAUGACUAUUUGUAG
This is a messenger RNA of Linnemannia hyalina, 1941 nucleotides long. The record is from the annotation of a GenBank genome assembly. Lineage: Eukaryota; Fungi; Mortierellomycota; Mortierellomycetes; Mortierellales; Mortierellaceae.